CCGGCAUCCCCGGGGCCUCGGCGCGCUCCGCUCAGUGGACGUCCAGACACCGAUUCCGUGCGCGUGCCUACCGGAGAGGAGCCUCAGCAGACCUGCGCUUUUAACACGACAACACGGCCUGGCGCUGCGGACUGUUAACGGGCACUUUUUGCACCUCAUCCCCGGACCGGGGACUCAGUUGAGCGUUCGGAUCGGCGGACCGGACUGAAUAAUUCCCAGGGCUCAAAGUGAAAAUAUACUACUACUAGUGCUUUCUUUUUUUCCCGAAUUUGUCCAUGCAGGUUUACACUACUUGCAGCACCUGCACACGUCGUCUUUCUGUCCUGGAGCGCGGUGGACAAGAAGAAGAAGGAUCCGAAGGAGGCAUCUCUGUUCCUCGCAAUUAAAAAAAAAAAAAGUGUUUUUGUUGGACCGUCCAAAGUCCAUUUUGUGUCGAGCGCCGUCGGUCAUGGACGUGCUGGCGAGUUACAGUAUUUUCCAGGAGCUGCAGCUCGUGCACGACACGGGCUACUUCUCCGCACUGCCUUCCCUGGAAGACAACUGGCAGCAGACUUGCCUGGAGCUGGAGCGCUACCUGCAGACGGAGCCCAAGAGGCUGUCGGAGCUCUUUGAUGAGAAUCUGGACAGCCUUCUUACGCCAGCCUUCCUGAAGGAGGAUAGUGAUCACGAACUGUCGGAACCCGUGCCGCCCAAUUCAGCCAGUCAACGCAGCCCUGCAACCGUACUACAUUCCCCUGGCACCUGUUCGGAGAGCCAGACUGGUGUAAACGCAGCCCAGUUGAGUGCCGUUACUUCCCUCACGCCGCCAUCGUCGCCAGAGCUGGGCCGACACCUAAUAAAGCCAGCGGUACCGCCGAUGUUGACAGCCAGGGCAGACGGUACGCUCACACUCAAGCUGGUCGCCAAGAAGGUGGGGGUCGGCGGCACCAAGCUCGUCGGCACACGCACGCCGCCCUUGCCUCCGAGCCACGGCGCCACAUCGAGCGACAGCGAACGGGGCAGGACGGAGGCGCCUGCUGCGGGGGAUGCGCCCGAAAACAAGAAGAGAGUCCAUCGCUGCCAGUUCAACGGCUGUCGGAAAGUUUACACCAAGAGCUCGCACCUGAAAGCUCACCAGAGGACCCACACAGGCGAGAAGCCCUACAAAUGCUCGUGGGAAGGCUGCGAGUGGCGCUUCGCCCGGAGUGACGAGCUAACACGGCACUACCGCAAACACACAGGCGCCAAGCCCUUCAAGUGCAAUCACUGUGACAGGUGUUUCUCGCGAUCGGAUCAUCUGGCCCUGCACAUGAAAAGGCACAUCUGAGACGACGCGCAGCCAUAAUUGUGUGUGUGAGCGAGAGAACGCGAGCGAGAGAGAGAGCAACGCAAUGACGAGCAGCAGCAUGCUCCAGCCGAGAGGAGGCUCCCGCAAGGGGAUUUAGGGGCUCUCAGGACUGACUCCGAGGGCCAGUGUGCCGGUCACCACCAGCACAGGAGAUCAGGUGGAUACAGGCAGCGCACGAAAGUGUGAGAAAGAGAGAAAAGAGGGACAGAGUUACUUGGCUGUAUCCCUUAUGAACCCACUUAGACCACCCCAUCUCAUUUGCAUCAGCUCAUUAGUCAAGCCUUACCUGGCAGGUGUAGGGAGCCAGUCACUGCCAAGUGAUUUUGCUGAUCUGAGUCGUGUGCCAUUUGCUGUUAAAUUUUGUGUCUUACACAAAAUCCAAAGAAUCUUUGGGAAAAGAUCCACAGCACAACCUGUGUAAACUUUAAACCGUAGCAAGGCAGUUGAGGAGUUGAUUUUUAAAAAAAAAAAAAUGUCCAAUAUUUUGACUUGCUUUGUUUUUCCUUUUUUUAUUUCCUUUGUUUCACAGAAAUAUCGAUCACAGUAAAAUAUGUAACAAAGCCAAAUUUUUAUGACAAAGACUUUAGAACUGGUGGCCAAAUAUGAGAGGAAGCCCAGGAGCAGUGCUUGCCAGUCGGCUGAAGGAAGAGUGUAGACAGUGGUGACUGCUGCCCUCCACGGGGUGCCCGCUGUGCGCUCUCACUGUCAGGCUUCAUAUAACCACAGGGCAGAGACAUUUCUGCACUUUUUGGAGAUGCUAACUUUUUAAGCUGAAAUUCCUUAAUGCUUGUUGGCCUAUUGCACUGAUGAUGUGCACGUACGGAGGAAAGAAACAUUAUAAACCUUCAGGAUGCACAAGCAAGAGACGUGGACGUGGCAGUCCAGUGCUGGGCAGGUGAAAGGACACAUUAAGCAAAUGCUUCAUGGUUGCUGGCCCCAAAAGAAAGGAAAGGCCUUCCGUUGUCUCGCUUUGUUCGUCAACACAAUUUGAUGCAAAAGAAACUCUGGAGUCAAGUGUCUCCUUCAAGAGGGACCAAGAGAACCGGUUGAGGUCCUUUGGCUUUUCUGGAGUGCAUGUUCACAGUGCUGAAGUAGGGGAUAGCCCUUUGGAGAAACUGUCCUGCCAAGCAGUCUACGCUGGAGGUUGGACAAUGCAACAAGAGCUCAUCUGUGCUUCAACCCUGGAACUGGAGGACAUUGAACUGUUUCAUACCUGUUGUAUGUACUGACCUUUUCAUUGUUGCCUGUGUAUUUGUCAGGCAGGAGAAACACACUCACAUACAAAUACAGAUACACAAAUUCAAGCUUUCCAUGCUAAGGUCUCUUGUACAGGAAAAGUCAUGGAUCGGUUACAUAAACACACAGCUCAAAGCAAAACACUGCAUGGCAAAAUCACACUCGCAUUGCUUCCUGGAAUUAUUUCUUCUGCUACAAAAUUUCAUGCAAGAGCUUAAGUGACUCUUUUUUUGUUCUAAUACCUUGAAUGAUGACUCUGAAGAGAGAGGCACAUUACACCUUAUUCUCAUCUUAUUAUUAACCACUGCACAGCAAGCCUACAAUAUAUCCAAACAUGGACCAUCAGCCUAAUGCUUCUGGUGACUCAACUUCUGCUUUUGUCCAUUUGUUGGACGCUUAAUUGGCUACUGGAACCCUGAAAAGAGAUCAGCUGAUGUUGCCUAUGGUAUGAUAUUCCCAGACAAUCCUAGAAGAGCUCUCCCUCCAGGAGACCCUGCACCUUGCCUGGGCGCCAUGCUAAGGGACAUUCAUACAGCAUCUCAGCCUGAGACCAGUCUACACCAUUAAUAACUCCACAUUGUACCUGUAUAAGCACACAGACAGUCUUUUUCUAAAGACAAAAAAUAAAUGCCUCCUUAUUUUUUAAAUGAUCAAUUCUCUGAUGAUAAGAAGUUUUGCCAAUUUUUUGUUAGGAUGUGGAUAUGUCCUUCAGCCCUAAUAAUACACAAUGAAGUGGCAGCUUGACUAAGGGUUGGCAUGUGAGUGUCUCUACAGGUUUUUUUUUUUAUGCUUCACUCUUGCCGAGUACACACAGGGUAGGUGCGGCAUACACAGCGGAAAAUAUGUUUCCCUGUGCUUAAAGCAGUGUAGGUGAUGAGAAAAAUCAAGCUGGUGGACUUGUGAGCACCCUUUGCCUUUCUUUGCGUUUCCCUUCAACCUGCUUGCAUUUACCAGUCCUUGACUGUUCAGUUGCGACAAACGAAAAAAGGAUCAAAUCGUCAUUUAUUCAGAUUUUUUUGUUCAUCUGUGCCAUUAGCGUUUCAUUUUUAUAUACCAUUUCUAUACAUUUGCCAUUACUUUCCCCUGGUUUCUGUUAACCCUUGAUGGAAAGUGUCUCUACUGUGAUCUCUAAACUGUCGACAAAUAGGGGUCCAAGCCUCCAAGUUUAGUGGAAAAAAGUGUAUAUAUACCACAGUCUCACUAUGUACUAUGUAGUUUAUGCAGAUGCUGUUAAUCACUAAUAUAGAAACCAUUCCUAUCAGUUAACAGCUCCUUUGCACUUAAUGACCCGAAGCACUAUGAGCCAUCGACACAGUAAAAUAGCUUUUGUCCCGGGGACAUUUCUGGUUCACUUACUGAAGCCCUGUAAAAUGUCCUCACCUAGCAAUUCAACUCAGGGAAAAUUGCUAAGGUGGAGGGUGUGAUCACAGACCAAAAGAAAAGGUCCCGAAAACAAAAGGAAAAUUCACAGCCCACAUUGCAAAGUAUGUAGUCACUCUGCUAAUUAGCAGUUAUUACCGCUAUUAUUACAGCUGUUGCUAUAGCUAUUGCCAGGAAAAAAAACUCACUUUAACCAGUAUAUGAAAUUAAGCUUGGUAGGGGAUUUGCAAUAAGUCUUGGGAAAUGUGCAGGGUUAAAAUAGUUUUGAGCUGCCCACUUUUGAUGUUUAUCCAUCUUGUGCAGCUGUAAUAUUGACAGGGUAACACUAUAAACAGAAUGACUCCCCCUUUAAAAUUUUAAUGCAAGUUUUCAGAAGUUUCCGCAUCUAAUGCUAGUGUACAGUUUGGAAAAUCUCUAGCGUGCCCCUAUUGAUAAACAUACAUGUAAUUUCCCUUUGCACACUAUGUGGCAUGCUGAACUAGUAUGAUGACUAAUGUAAUUGUAAGAGACGAAGCGGGAGACAAGAGUUGCAGUGCUCGUCGGUGGGCGGGUUUUAUUUAGUGCGGGGAGAAGGAAGGGGGUGGAAAAGGAGGGCCAGGGAACAGGUAGGCUGGGGCUUCGUGCAGGACAGGGGGGCAGGGAGCCUCGGGUCGGUCCGGACGCCGGCGUCGUCUCCUGGUUCGGGUUCGGGUGUGUCUCUGUCUCUCUGGAUUCGCUCUCCUCUUCCGUCUCUUCUCUCUACUGCCGGGC
Molecule: messenger RNA, 4693 nt
Organism: Scleropages formosus (Asian bonytongue)
Lineage: Eukaryota; Metazoa; Chordata; Actinopteri; Osteoglossiformes; Osteoglossidae
Product: Krueppel-like factor 7
Exons: 4
Coding region: 449-1306 (285 amino acids)
Biological process (GO): regulation of transcription by RNA polymerase II
Molecular function (GO): RNA polymerase II cis-regulatory region sequence-specific DNA binding; DNA-binding transcription factor activity, RNA polymerase II-specific
Source: RefSeq, a predicted model, not a curated record